AUGGAUUCCAGUGCCUCCCGGGACCUUGAGACUGCCGAAGUGCUGCCCCAGCACAAAUUUGAUCAAAGGUCCCUGGAGGACUACCUAAAUCAGCACUUGCCGGGCUUUGCAGGCGAGCCUGAGAGCACACUGUCAGUUGUUCAAUACAGAUUAGGACAGUCCAACCCAACCUUUUAUCUCCAGAAGGGCAUUAAAGCAUAUGUACUCAGGAAAAAACCACCGGGUUCACUUCUUCCUAAAGCACACAAGAUUGAUAGAGAAUUUAAAGUCCAGGAAGCCUUGCACUCAGUUGGAUUCCCUGUUCCCAAGCCUUUACUGUACUGCAGUGAUGUUUCUAUUAUUGGAACAGAAUUUUAUGUGAUGGAACACAUUCAGGGGAGAAUCUUUCGUGAUUUCACAGUUCCUGGAGUUAGCCCAGCAGAGCGCUCUGCCAUAUAUGUGAACAUGAUCGAAACCUUGGCUAGAUUACAUUCCUUGAAGGUACACACAUUGCAGCUGGAAGGAUAUGGCCAAGGAGCUGGCUACUGCCAAAGACAGAUAUCAACCUGGACUAAACAGUAUGAAGCAGCAGCCCACCAGGACAUCCCUGCCAUGAAGCAGCUAUCCGACUGGCUAACAAAAAACUUGCCAGAUAAUGACAAUGAGGAGAGUUUGAUUCACGGAGAUUUCAAACUAGAUAACAUCGUUUUCCACCCUACGGAGUCUCGAGUUACAGCAGUACUGGACUGGGAGCUUUCAACCAUUGGUCAUCCUUUGUCAGACUUAGCGCAUCUUUCCCUGUUCUAUUUUUGGCCAAGGACAGUUCCAAUGAUAAAUCAUGGUUCUCAUUUACAAGAAAACAUAGGGAUACCAUCAGUAGAAGAACUGAUUUCAAUAUAUUGCCACUGCAGGGGAAUUAAUUCUCUUCUUCCUAGCUGGAACUUUUUUCUGGCUCUUUCAUACUUUAAAAUUGCUGGAAUAUCACAGGGAGUCUAUAGGAGAUAUCUUCAGGGAAAUAAUUCAUCUGAGAGUAGCGUUUUGUUUGGCAAUAUUGUAAAACCUCUGGCGGAAACUGGAUUACAAAUCUCAAAAAGAAAUUUUAGUACUGCACUGCCACAGAUUGAUGCGACUGGACAAUUGUUUGUACAGACCAGGAGAGGCCGGGAAGUUCUAAGUAGGGUGAAGCAUUUCAUGAAACAACAUGUCCUUCCAGCUGAAAAAGAGGUAAUUGAGUUCUAUGUUCAAAAUGGAAAUUCUGUGGAUAAGUGGAAAACACCUUUAGUGAUUGAUAAACUUAAGGAAAUGGCCAAAGCCGAGGGCCUUUGGAACCUGUUUCUGCCAGCUCUAAGUGGACUCAGCCAUGUGGACUAUGCCUUGAUUGCUGAAGAAACAGGAAAAUGCUUUUUUGCUCCAAAUGUCUUUAACUGCCAAGCACCAGACACAGGGAACAUGGAGGUGCUGUACCUAUAUGGAAGUGAAGAACAGAAGCAGCAGUGGCUUGAACCUCUUCUUCAAGGAACCAUUACCUCCUGCUUCUGUAUGACAGAGCCUGAUGUCGCUUCAAGUGAUGCCACCAAUAUUGAAUGUAGCAUCCAGAAAGAUGGUGAUAGCUAUGUAAUUAAUGGCAAAAAAUGGUGGAGCAGUGGAGCCGGGAAUCCAAAAUGCAGUAUUGCAAUCCUUAUGGGAAGAACUAAAAAUUCUCCAGAGUGCAGACACAAACAGCACAGCAUGAUUCUUGUUCCUCUCAGUACACCUGGAGUAGUUGUUAAAAGGCCUCUGUCAGUUUUUGGCUACAUGGAUAAUUUACAUGGAGGACAUUUUGAGAUCCAUUUUAAUCAAGUGCGAGUUCCUGCCACCAAUUUAAUACUAGGUGAAGGAAGGGGAUUUGAAAUUGCCCAAGGCCGCCUUGGACCUGGCAGAAUCCACCACUGCAUGAGAACAGUUGGUGUGGCGGAACGUGCUUUACAGAUCAUGUGUGAACGUGCAACACAAAGGGUGGCCUUUACGAAGAAACUAUAUGCACACGAAGUCAUUGCCCACUGGAUUGCUGAAAGUCGCAUUGCCAUAGAGCAGAUCCGCUUGUUGACCCUGAAAGCUGCCCAUAGCAUCGAUACCCUGGGCAAUGUUCAUGCAAAGAACGAGAUUGCCAUGAUCAAAGUGGCUGCCCCGCGAGCAGUCUGUAAAAUCAUUGACCGGGCCAUCCAAGUGUGUGGAGGUGCAGGUGUUUCCCAGGACUACCCUCUGGCUAACAUGUAUGCCCUAAUCCGGACUUUGCGCUUGGCAGAUGGCCCUGAUGAAGUUCACCUCUCAGCAAUUGCUGGAACGGAGCUGCGCAACCAAGCUAAAAGGCUGUCGGCCAAAAUGUAG
This is a messenger RNA of Chrysochloris asiatica (Cape golden mole), 2346 nucleotides long. It is a transcript of the gene ACAD11, whose product is annotated as acyl-CoA dehydrogenase family, member 11. Gene Ontology annotation, molecular function: flavin adenine dinucleotide binding; oxidoreductase activity, acting on the CH-CH group of donors. Gene Ontology annotation, cellular component: mitochondrion. The coding region runs from base 1 to 2346 and encodes 781 amino acids. The transcript has 20 exons. The record is from RefSeq and is a predicted model, not a curated record. NCBI's taxonomy places the organism in Eukaryota, Metazoa, Chordata, Mammalia, Afrosoricida, Chrysochloridae.